GGGGCUGAGUUGCUUUCCCUGUGAGGUUGACCUGUUAGUGUCCGGAGGGGACUGGGGGUCGCUGUGGGAUUGUUUGCUGGGGAUGGGACGGUGGGGCUGCGGGGCUGCACUCUGGCUACUGGCGGCUUGGCUACUGCAGGGCCCGGUGUCUGCAGAGGAACCUGAGCAAAUACCAACCAGCAACGUGACGGUGGAGAACCAAGGGAGCACAACCUCUCUGAAGGUGACCUGGCACACUCCGCCUGGCAAUGUGGAGAAUUAUACCAUCCACGUCCAAGAUUAUCGGAACCUUUCAGCCUAUGACAAGACCUUCACCGUGUUCCCCCAAAACACAUCACACACAAUCAUCAACCUACAGCCUGGCCGCUGCUACAACAUCACUGUGGCUACCAACAGUGGGCCCCACAGCAUCGCAUCUGAACCUGUAUCAGGUUGUACCAUUCCCAGUCUUCCUGGACCCAUCAAAGUGUUGAGUGUCAAUACCAGCGCCAUCUCCCUGACCUGGGGAGAACCUGCAAACAUGACUGCAGGGACUUACAACUUCAAUGUCACCUCCCGGAGUCACGCUUCUGACGCUCAGAAUCUCACUGCAAUAAACAACAGCAUCGUGAUUGCCCACCUAACGGCUGGAACUGAGUACAAUAUCUCUGUGGCCACCAUCGGAGCAAACUCACUGCAGAGCAAUUUUCUGUCAGUGACUCAGUACACAGAACCUGAGCAAAUACCAACCAGCAACGUGACGGUGGAGAACCAAGGGAGCACAACCUCUCUGAAGAUGACCUGGCACACUCCGCCUGGCAAUGUGGAGAAUUAUACCAUCCACGUCCAAGAUUAUCGGAACCUUUCAGCCUAUGACAAGACCUUCACCGUGUUCCCCCCAAACACAUCAUACACAAUCAUCAACCUACAGCCUGGCCGCUGCUACACCAUCACUGUGGCUACCAACAGUGGGCCCCACAGCAUCGCAUCUGAACCUGUAUCAGGUUGUACCAUUCCCAGUCUUCCUGGAUCCAUCAAAGUGUUGAGUGUCAAUACCAGCGCCAUCUCCCUGACCUGGGGAGAACCUGCAAACAUGACUGCAGGGACUUACAACUUCAAUGUCACCUCCCGGAGUCACGCUUCUGACGCUCAGAAUCUCACUGCAAUAAACAACAGCAUCGUGAUUGCCCACCUAACGGCUGGCACUGAGUACAAUAUCUCUGUGGCCACCAUCGGAGCAAACUCACUGCAGAGCAAUUUUCUGUCAGUGACUCAGUACACAGAACCUGAGCAAAUACCAACCAGCAACGUGACGGUGGAGAACCAAGGGAGCACAACCUCUCUGAAGGUGACCUGGCACACUCCGCCUGGCAAUGUGGAGAAUUAUACCGUCCAUGUCCAAGAUCAUCAGAACCUUUCAGCCUAUGACAGGACCUUCACCGUGUUCCCCCCAAACACAUCAUAUACAAUCAGCGACGUACAGCCUGGCCGCUGCUACAACAUUACUGUGGCUACCAACAGUGGGCCCCACAGCAUCGCAUCUGAACCUGUAUCAGGUUGUACCAUUCCCAGUCUUCCUGGACCCAUCAAAGUGUUGAGUGUCAAUACCAGCGCCAUCUCUCUGACCUGGGGAGAACCUGCAAACAUGACUGCAGGGACUUACAACUUCAAUGUCACCUUCCGGAGCCACGCUUCUGACGCUCAGAAUCUCACCGCAAUAAACAACAGCAUCGUGAUUGACCACCUAACGGCUGGCACUGAGUACAACAUCUCUGUGGCCACCAUCGGAGCAAACUCACUGCAGAGCAAUUUUCUGUCAGUGACUCAGUACACAGAACCUGAGCAAAUACCAACCAGCAACGUGACGGUGGAGAACCAAGGGAGCACAACCUCUCUGAAGGUGACCUGGCACACUCCGCCUGGCAAUGUGGAGAAUUAUACCGUCCAUGUCCAAGAUCAUCAGAACCUUUCAGCCUAUGACAGGACCUUCACCGUGUUCCCCCCAAACACAUCAUAUACAAUCAGCGACGUACAGCCUGGCCGCUGCUACACCAUCACUGUGGCUACCAACAGUGGGCCCCACAGCAUCUCAUCUGAACCUGUAUCAGGUUGUACCAUUCCCAGUCUUCCUGGAUCCAUCAAAGUGUUGAGUGUCAAUACCAGCGCCAUCUCUCUGACCUGGGGAGAACCUGCAAACAUGACUGCAGGGACUUACAACUUCAAUGUCACCUUCCGGAGCCACGCUUCUGACGCUCAGAAUCUCACCGCAAUAAACAACAGCAUCGUGAUUGACCACCUAACGGCUGGCACUGAGUACAACAUCUCUGUGGCCACCAUCGGAGCAAACUCACUGCAGAGCAAUUUUCUGUCAGUGACUCAGUACACAGAACCUGAGCAAAUUCCAACCAGCAACAUGACGGUGGAGAACCAAGGGAGCACAACCUCUCUGAAGGUGACCUGGCACACUCCGCCUGGCAAUGUGGAGAAUUAUACCAUCCACGUCCAAGAUCAUCGGAACCUUUCAGCCUAUGACGAGACCGUCACCGUGUUACCCCCAAACACAUCAUACACAAUCAUCAACCUACAGCCUGGCCGCUGCUACAACAUCACUGUGGCUACCAACAGUGGGCCCCACAGCAUCGCAUCUGAACCUGUACCAGGUUGUACCAUUCCCAGUCUUCCUGGAUCCAUCAAAGUGUUGAGUGUCAAUACCAGCGCCAUCUCCCUGACCUGGGGAGAACCUGCAAGCAUGGCUGCAGGGACUUACAACUUCAAUGUCACCUUCCGGAGCCACGCUUCUGACGCUCAGAAUCUCACCGCAAUAAACAACAGCAUCGUGAUUGACCACCUAACGGCUGGCACUGAGUACAACAUCUCUGUGGCCACCAUCGGAGCAAACUCACUGCAGAGCAAUUUUCUGUCAGUGACUCAGUACACAGAACCUGAGCAAAUACCAAUCAGCAACGUGACGGUGGAGAACCAAGGGAGCACAAACUCUCUGAAGGUGACCUGGCACACUCCGCCUGGCAAUGUGGAGAAUUAUACCAUCCACGUCCAAGAUUAUCGGAACCUUUCAGCCUAUGACGAGACCGUCACCGUGUUACCCCCAAACACAUCAUACACAAUCAUCAACCUACAGCCUGGCCGCUGCUACACCAUCACUGUGGCUACCAACAGUGGGCCCCACAGCAUCGCAUCUGAACCUGUAUCAGGUUGUACCAUUCCCAGUCUUCCUGGACCCAUCAAAGUGUUGAGUGUCAAUACCAGCGCCAUCUCCCUGACCUGGGGAGAACCUGCAAACAUGACUGCAGGGACUUACAACUUCAGUGUCACCUCCCGGAGCCACGCUUCUGACGCUCAGAAUCUCACCGCAAUAAAAAACAGCAUUGUGAUUGACCACCUAACGGCUGGCACUGAGUACUACAUCUCUGUGGCUACUAUCGGAGCAAACUCACUGCAGAGCAAUUUUCUGUCAGUGACUCAGUACACAGAACCUGAGCAAAUACCAAUCAGCAACAUGACGGUGGAGAACCAAGGGAGCACAACCUCUCUGAAGGUGACCUGGCACACUCCGCCUGGCAAUGUGGAGAAUUAUACCAUCCAUGUCCAAGAUCAUCGGAACCUUUCAGCCUAUGACAGGACCUUCACCGUGUUCCCCCCAAACACAUCAUACACAAUCAUCAACCUACAGCCUGGCCGCUGCUACACCAUCACUGUGGCUACCAACAGUGGGCCCCACAGCAUCGCAUCUGAACCUGUAUCAGGUUGUACCAAGCCAAACCCAGUGACGAACGUGCAAGUUACGGACAUCAACAGCACCUCUGUCAAACUGCAGUGGGAUGAGCCCCUGGGGGCAGACACUUCCUAUACAUACCGUGUGCAGACAGAGGGAUACAAUCAGAGUGGCCCGAAACUAACUGUUACCGUGCCUCAACUCAAGCCAGGAAAGAACUUCGCUUUCUCUGUCUUUAGCCAGACUGAAAACGGGAUGGAAGGAAGCCCAGCUACCAAGUUCGCAUGCACUGACGCGGCGAGUGUUGACAGUUUUACGUGUGAGCCAGUGGAGAGGCAGGACCAGCUGGCACUGGCCUGGGACUGCCCAGAGGGAGAGUACAUCAGCUUCAGGGUGCAAGCCUCCCCGCUCAGCAUGGCCACCGGGUCCAAUGUCACCAAAACCUACUCUCAGUGCCCCACGGGCAGCACAGAGAACUUGACCGGCUUGCGGUUUGGUACCAAAUACGAACUCUCCAUCAUCAGCACAUCCUGCGGCAGGAACAGCCAGCCUGUCAGCAAGCUCUGCCAGACCAGCAUCACAGACCCUCCCAAGCCGGCUGAGCGACUGCCGGUUACACAACUCACCGUGUCACACAACUCGCUGGUGUUCACCUUCUUGGACAACAGCUUCGAUUCCACAAAUGGGCGGAUCCAGGCCAUCGCUGUGGUGGUGGGGACAGAGAAGGAUCGUGGCAAUGAACCUGACAAAAGCAGCAUAGGGAACAUGUACAGCGACAACGCGGCCGCCUACAUCACGUACCUGGUAAACCGCACACAGACAGCGCGGGCCAGCAACAUCACCCACACUGUCACCGUGGGGAACGGAGAGAAGGUACUGGCCGACUACAAUGGCAAACUGCAUCCCCUCAGCAAAUACAGACUCAGUCUGGUUGGAUUUACACAUUUGAAGCUGACAAACGCAAACAGAAUUAAUAUAACACAAUCCUUCUUCACCUCAUACCUUUACUCCAACCAGAUCCAAACUCCGCAAGACCCAGGUGUUAUUGCUGGGGCUGUUGUCGGGACUCUCCUGGGCUUGGCUGUUGUUUUGCUCCUGGUCUUCGGUCUGUUUUACUGGAGGAGACGGCGGAAACAGGAGAGAAAGGACGAGGUUAUAGUUCCUAUCACUGAUAUCAGAGUGGCAAGAAAUGUUAUCCAGGUGGAUCACUUUGAGAAUUACUACAACAAGCAACAUGCUGACACGGACUGUGGAUUCGCUGAGGAAUUCGAGGACCUGAAACCCUUGGGGACCAAACAAUCCACCCACGCAGCACAGGAGGCCAGCAACAGAGCCAAGAACCGUUACAAUAAUGUCCUGCCCUACGAUGUGAGUCGUGUGAAGCUCUCAAACCCUGCAAGUGAUUACAUCAAUGCCAACUUAGUGCCAGGCUAUAACAGGCCUAGAGAGUUCAUAGCUGCGCAGGGCCCGCUGCCGGGCACGGUGGUUGAUUUCUGGCAGAUGGUGUGGGAGAAGCGGGUGCCGGCGAUCGUCAUGCUGACCAAGUGUGUGGAGCAAGGCCGGACUAAGUGUGAGGAGUACUGGCCUACAGACCAGCCUCUGACCAUCAACAACACAACCGUCUCCCUCACCUCCGAGAUCCUUCUCACUGACUGGACCAUCAGAGAUUUCAAGCUGGAGAAGGCCACGUCCGGGGAGCGUCGCACUGUCCGCCACUUCCAUUUCUUGGCCUGGCCUGACCACAACGUUCCCAACAACACCCAACUGCUGCUCGACUUCAGGGACCUGGUGCGGCAAUAUCUGGACCAGCACCCAGGAGGCCCCACUGUGGUGCACUGCAGUGCCGGUGUGGGCCGAACAGGGACGUUUAUCUCUGUUGAUCGGCUGAUGUACCAGAUUGACAAUGAUAACAGUGUGGAUAUCUUCGGGACAGUGUGUGACCUCCGCAUGCACCGAACGCUGAUGGUCCAAACUGAGUCUCAGUAUGUCUUCCUGAAUCGCUGUGCGAAAGAUUACAUCGAGUCACGGAGAAGCCAAGGCACCAACAGCAUUUAUGAGAAUGCACCCGAUCUCAUUUACCAGAACUACUCCGCUGUCCAGAGCCACGGCACAGCCAACGGCCAUGCCGUAUAACCCACACAACAGUCACACACACACACACCAGUCUCAUACACACGCGCAAGCCAGUCGCACACGCCAGUCACACACGCACACACCAGUCACACACGCACACCAGGCCAGUCACACACACACACACCAGGCCAGUCACACACACACACGCGCCAGUCACAAGAUGUGCCUGGAUCUACUUUUAAUGUUUGAUAUUCUUGAAACAGAUGUUUAGUGAACAUUCUGGAACCAAGGGAAUCAACCCUGCACCCCCUUCCCCCCCCCCCGACAAUCUAGGGUGCCCCUGGGAAGGGGGGGGUGCGUGCGUUAGUGUGGGAGUUAUUGUGUUCAAAGCACUGACACUGAAUGUGGAGUGGCUGAUGUGGAGCCUCUGUCCCAUGGAGCCUGAGCCUUGUUAUACUGAGCACUUUACACACAAGGUUUAACUAAAGACUGCACUGACCCAACUUAGUCCUCGUUGUGUGUCUGACUGUGUGUGUGUGAGAGAGAGAGAAACUGUGUCUGUCUGACUCUGUGUGUGUGUGUGUGUGUGUAUGUGUGUGUGUCUGACAUUGUGAGAUAGCAGCAAUUAGAGGUUUUAAAUGUUAGGGUUUUUGUUCAGGUUGUAUAUUUUGAAUCCACUCUGAUAGUAUAAUAAUGUGAAUAAUUGUGUAUAUAUGCUGGUAUGACACUCUGCAGUGCCACCCAGUGACCCACUGCCAGCUCUGACUGGGAACAGGUGGCACAGGCAGCCAGACCGGCGAGACCACAAAUGCCCUGUUCAGUACUAACACUGAGACAGACUGAUUUGAAAUUUCAAUAGUUUAUGCACGGGGCGGGGGUGUUAUGGCACUAUUAUGAUCCAAGAAGCUAUUAUUUUACCUGAGAAACAGAUUGAAUGAUUUAAUGCAAUUAUUCCUAGUUCACACAUUGGUCUGAUUGCUGCUUUGCUCUCAUCAACACUCGCAUUCUUCCUAUUUUCUGACCUGUUAUUUACUGAGAUGUAUAAAUCUUGUUUGUGUUCAAUGUACAGAAAUUAUUAUUAAACAGAAUCAGCUUUUAUCUUA
Molecule: messenger RNA, 6888 nt
Organism: Callorhinchus milii (elephant shark)
Lineage: Eukaryota; Metazoa; Chordata; Chondrichthyes; Chimaeriformes; Callorhinchidae
Gene: ptprja
Product: protein tyrosine phosphatase receptor type Ja
Exons: 31
Coding region: 83-5845 (1920 amino acids)
Biological process (GO): protein dephosphorylation
Molecular function (GO): protein binding; protein tyrosine phosphatase activity
Source: RefSeq, a predicted model, not a curated record